AUGAAUAUUGCUAUCGAUCUCAAUGUGCUGAGUCAACUCAACACGACUGAAACCAAAGCCAUACACGACAUAUGUGACAAGUUGAGCGUUUGUGGCAUCAAGGAAAAGGUCAAAGUUCCACAAAUAGUUGUCCUGGGCGAAGAGUCAUCUGGAAAGUCAUCUGUUCUCCAGGCCAUUUCUCACCUGCGUUUUCCGACAGGCGAAAAUGGCUGCACGCGAUUCGCCAUUCAAGUUAUGUUUCGACAAGCUCCGGAGACUCGCAUUGAUAUCACGAUAAUAUUCGAAGACAAAUCAAAGAAAAUCAAAACAUGGCAGCACUCUAACUUUCAGGAGGAUGGCCUUGCUCAUAUCAUAGAGGAGGCCAAGAGUAUUAUGGAGUUCAACAGAGUCGGGAAGGGUUUCUCAAAGGACCUGCUACGUUUGGAAAUUGAGGGACCGCUUAUGUAUCCGUUGAGCCUGUUGGAUCUACCAGGGUUUCCAAACUCUGAUAAGAGUCAAGAAAAUACUGAAAUCCUCCAAGGUCUUCUAGGCAGCCACCUGGAUAACAAGGACAACAUCUAUUUAGUCGUCGUCAACCCCAACAAGACCAUUCCUGAACAGGUAGUUCUCAGACAUUCCAGGCUGUUUGAUCCCCAUGGAAAACAGACAAUCCCCAUUGUAACAAAUCCUGAUAUCAUGCGGCCUGGAUCCGUCGAGGCGCGAAGUUACAUCAGAUUGGCCAUGAAUCGCCAAUUCACGAAUCACUUUGGCCUCGGAUGGCACGUUCUCUGCAACAAGCGAGAGGAAGAACUGAGCUUUUCGAGGCGAGAUGAGACCGAAGACCAAUUCUUCAAAGGAAGCUCAUGGUCAUGCAUACCACCGGUCGAUCGAGGCGCUGCGAACCUCAGAAAGAAACUCAGCCUUGCUCUGUACUAUCAUAUGCGACGUACACUCCCCCUGGUAGUCGAGGAUAUCGAUUGGAGCCUUCAGUUCAGAGAAUCUGAUAUGGAAGGUUUAGGGUCACCUCGGUCUAGCCCAGAAGAAAUGAGGUCCUUUCUCAUUUCUGUGGCAAGUGACUUCCAGCGUGUUGUUCAAGAUGGAAUCCACGGGCGGUAUCAAGACAACUUCUUCCUUAUUCAACAUGGUGAAAUCACGAAGUUGAGGGCUCAAAUUCGAGAUUUGAGUCAAGCAUUCGAUCAUAUAAUGAGAUUUAGGGGAUCGGAAUAUAGCAUUGGACCACCAAAUAUCAAGAAGCCAGAAGGAUACAAACCGCCUAAACACCUCCUUAAGUUCAUUGAACACUACAACCAAAAUGAAUUUAUGGAGACAGAAUUUGUCACAAAAGAGGAAUUCAUCAACAAAGUCGUGAAAAGGGUAAUCUUUAAUCGGGGCGUCGAUUUCCCAGGGUCUCACACCCACGAUUUUGUAAGGCGGCGACUCCAACAUCAGGUUAGCUCCUGGAGCGUAAUCGCUCUUCGCCAUACAGAGCUCGUAUUUGAGGUCACCAAGGCAUUCGUGGAUCGAGUACUCCAGUUUUUAUUCAGACCUCUAUGUUUCAACGGAGGGACUGAAGCCAUCUUGACAACGUGUGUGGAUCCUUUCUUCGACGAGAAGAAGGUGGCUAUAGAGGCAAAGAUUAAUGAGCUCUUCAAGCCUUAUGAACAAGCUUUUGCGUUUCCCCUAGACCUUGACGGCUACACAGAAUUCUCUCAGAGAUCGGGAGAUCGUCUAGCCGAGCGAGUCUACAGCCUGGUGACAGCCAAAGCUCCCGUCUCCUCUGACGACCGCCAGAAGGAAAGGGUUACACGCCAGAUGAUUCGAGAAGCAGUUGCGGCAGAGAAAGAUUCAGAAAUACGAGAAUCCGGUAUAUACGAUAUCAUUGAUAUCAUGAGUAUCUACUACGAGGUAAUUGUCCCACAUCCGCGCAGAGAAACUGGUUAA
Molecule: messenger RNA, 1920 nt
Organism: Fusarium subglutinans
Lineage: Eukaryota; Fungi; Ascomycota; Sordariomycetes; Hypocreales; Nectriaceae
Product: interferon-induced GTP-binding Mx
Exons: 1
Coding region: 1-1920 (639 amino acids)
Cellular component (GO): cytoplasm; microtubule; membrane
Molecular function (GO): GTPase activity; microtubule binding; GTP binding
Source: RefSeq, a predicted model, not a curated record